UGUGGAUAUGUCCAUAUAUGUGACGAUGAAACAAAUUUGAAGGCACAUUUCAAUCGAACUGAUUUCAAUGUGGAUCGUUUCGUUAACCUUGCUCGUCGUCGUGCUACACUCGCGCAGAUUCACAACGAUCUACGGGUCUAUUUGAAAGUAGUGCAAAAUGCAAUGAUCGAAUUGAUCAACGAUGACUAUGCAGAUUUUGUGAACCUCUCUUCGAAUUUAGUUGGACUCAAAGAAACAAUCGACAAACUGAACAAAGAUAUUGAGUCGAUUUGGUCAGAUCUGAGCGGAAGUACGCACGACGUGAUGCAAACAGCUGAAGCAAUUGAUCAACAGGCAAACGAAUUGGCCGAUUGUCGCACGGCACAAAUGGAUCUCAGUUCCAAAAUCUCUCUGAUUUUAGCACUCGAGAGGCUUGCCGACAGAAUUGCUUCAAGACCAGAUACCGUUGAUUCGUUUUGGCUUGGCGGUCUCUCGGAUGCAGUUGUAGAUAUGGAAUUAUGGUUUAGAAAAUUGUCGAAACCCGAAGAUCAGUUGUGUGAAGCGCGGAAUGCGUGCAUUCGGCAUGUUCAAAGAAUAGUUGAGGAAUUGCUGGUGGACGAUUUGAAGGCGGAUUGCUUAAAUACGGGACGGUUAUUGGGUAUAUUGACACUCAUUAGCGGUAUCGACUCAGCAUCAAGUCGAAUCAUGACCGAGGUUAUUGAUCCAAAAGUUGAGAAAUCCUUCGAUGAUUUAGGAUUGUUCCUUGAAAAUAUUUUGGCGAAAGUGAACGAGCUGCGAGAGGAAUGGUCAUCGAAACUGAUCAAAAACGCAAUGCGCGUUUCAACAAUUACACCGUUCUUGGACAAAUGCCUCCUCACAUAUAUUGUUUCGAUGCUGGAUUCACAUUUCGGUUCAGUGUUAGUGCCAAUCGACAAUCGACUUUUUCAUCGAUGUUAUUCUCGAGUUUGUGAAUUCAUCAGAGACUGGCCUGAUGCGGUCAUUUCUCGAACGAUUCUGAAAAUGAUACGUGAUCGAUUCAAUCUGAUCGUUUACUUCAAACUGCAAACGAAUAAUUUGUUGACGAAAAUGAAUGAUAACAAGGAGCCGAGUGCGUUCAAACUCAUCACCGCCGCCACAUCAGUUGAGCGAUCGUCUGAAUCAGAAAAGAAUCAAAUCACCUCUGAUGGAAAUCAUCCCAGAAUGCGAUCGUUUUCAUUGGACGACGAUGAAGUGAAACUCCACUGUGAAUAUUCCGCGAUAUUUGUGGAUUCACUAACGUCACUGUGGAGAGAUGAUUUUUAUUUAGCGUCUAUACUGGAUAAGUUAUGGGAUUUGUCGAUGAAAUUAUUGGAGAAAUAUUCGACGUGGUUGGAUGCAUUGAUAAAAUUCUUUGAAAAUGAUGAGAAUAAAAUUGACGAAUACGAUGGUUGGCGUAUCUUAUGUGCUGUUUAUGGAGAUUGUUUGACGAUUGAUACGCGUAUUUUUGAUAUUGCACUCACGUCGAUAUGGCCAAAAAUUCGUGAAGUUGGGCUAGAUGUGACGAUGUUUGGUCAGUGUCUGUCGGCAUUCUCAUCGCGCAUCACCGUGAAACGAACGCAGUUGGAGAACAUAAUUGUUCGCAAUAUCGUCGCGUUGUUAAAUAAGGCAAUGGAAGGUGUGUCGGAUAUUCCGAGGCACUAUCGCUGGACGAAAAAGCCACAUCCGACGGAAGUAUCAUUGUACAUGAAUGAAGCAUUUGCAAUUUUUAACGCUUUUAAGGAGGAAGUCGGUUCACGAAGUUGGGGUGAUGAAGAAAUUGAGAACGUUUCAAAACGAAUCCUUGACGAAUCGUUGGGAGCAUUUUGUGUUAAAGCUGAACAGGUGAUUGAAUCAGUUGAGCAAACCGGCUCAAGUCUACAGCGCUUCAAGCGCAAAACGGGAACGGGUGCAGGUGCGGGAAGCGAUCAGGUGAACGCGGCCGAUACGGAUGAGGGUAAAAUCAGAAGUCAGUUAAUGUUGGAUCUGAAUUUGUGUCAAACGAAUGCAGCCGGGUUGGAUUUGGACACAUCACGGAUCAAUGAGUUGAUCAUCCGUGCCGGUUUAACAACCAAGUCACCAACUGACAACAUUAUCAAAUCAGGACCAAUUCACUCGUUACCCGACAUGAGCAUUGUUAAGGAUUAG
Molecule: messenger RNA, 2142 nt
Organism: Anisakis simplex (herring worm)
Lineage: Eukaryota; Metazoa; Nematoda; Chromadorea; Rhabditida; Anisakidae
Source: the annotation of a GenBank genome assembly